AUGUCGUCUUUCAAUCAAAUCCAGACAGCGUGCGGUGCACUUGGUUAUUUCGAUGGAAAAACUUAUUUAAAAGACGAUGAUUGCGAAGAUGCACUACGCAUUCUCCUUCGUUGUCUUAAAUACGAAAACGAACGUAAAGAUGCGCGAGUACAAAUGUUAGAUUCAAAAAUCAUCGAAAACGAUCUCAUACCUAUUCUGAUACAUUUGAAUAGUAAACAUGAUCUGAAAAUUGUGCAUCAUGCCUUGAAAUUACUUGUGAAUUUAACCAAACCACCAUUGGUAUGUUUCGAUGGGAAACUACCGAAAGAUGUGGCAUUAACAAAUGUUUAUCUGAAUAUUGAAGCACAUUUACAAAAAACUAAAACGAGUUUAGCCAAUGAGAAACUGUUUACAUUUCUGGUCGACAAAGUUCAGCCUGUACUUGACAAAGACUGGUUGGAUCGCUCGGAUGACGAUGAUUUUAUUGUACAUGCCGUUUUUAUACUCGUGCGAAAUAUUCUAUCGAUUAAGUCGGAAAGACAAAUAUCAGAAGAAAGUGAUAUCAAUGCACAUGAUCUUGUCUUAUGGUCGAUUCACAAGAGUAAUAUGGAAAAUUUAAUCCUGUACUGUGGUAACAAAGCGCAAGGGGAUGAACGUAUUAUGAAUAUUCUUGAAAUUGUUGUUUUAAUGUUACGAGAACAAUCUGCAGAAGAAUUGGCUUGUACAGGCGAACAACAAACGAAAAAUAAACGCCAGAAAAACAAUGAAACGCUCGAUCUUCUCUAUGAACGUGAAGUAGCGGAGAAACAACAAUUAAAUAAACUAACUACUGGUCGAUCAGCAUUUGGUGGAGCUACAUAUGUUAUGUGUAAUGCGAAAGGCAUUGGCGAAAAUCAAUUGAUUUGCCAUCGACCAUUACAAAAUUUGAAUGCUAUGGAAUUCGAUCGCGAGAAACGCCGUUCACGCCGACCGAAACAUCGUGCACCCGUUAAAAAUGAUCUCGAUGAUUCUCAACACCACCAUUCGGCACUAGGCAUUCGAUUAUUUCUUCGAGAAUUCUGUUUGGCAUUCUUAGACAAUUGCUAUAAUAUACUUAUGCCUCGUGCUAGGGAAAUGAUCGUAAAAUCGACUUGUUUGCUUAGCGAUGAAACAAAUUUCUUCUGGGCAGUUCGAUUUUUUACAGAAUUUAAUCGACACGCACAUUCGUCGAUUGAUCGUAUUAGUGAAACACUGCAAAUGAGUACAUUUCAUUUACUUCAUACGAAAAUGGAUCAUUAUCGGGAAAUGAUCAAGAUCGACAAGCCCGAAGCUAAACUAUGGGCGAAAAGACUUCAAAUCGGAUUUGCAGCUUUUAAACAAUAUAUUCUCUGUGUGAAAUCAAUGUUAGCAAGUACCGACGAGUUGGUUACGCGCGCUGCAACGAUUAUCAAAAAUAAUAUAUUCUACAUGCAAGAAUAUCGUGAACAAAUCUAUCAGCUACUCCGUGAUUUUGACAAUACAAAGAUGAGCAGCAUAUAUCUGCAUGAUCUGGUUGAAAGCACUCAUGAGUUUCUGAAACUAUUGGAAGAGCAUACGAAUAAAUUAAAGCAUGUCUUCGUUCAACGCCGUCGAACAGCUCGCAAACCAACAACAAAGAAGAGUUCGAAGAAGAAGAAAGUACCAGUUGAUGAAAUUACUGAACCACCAAAUGAGCAACUGGAAGAAGAAUGGCAAAAUCAAGUCUCUGAACAGUUAUCGCGUUUACUACAAGGUUUAGAUGAACCAACAGUAAACAAAACGGAUAUAUGUCCAUUCGAUGCACUUUCGGAUGUUCCGGUCGAUGAUCAAAGUAUUACGGCUGUGGCUCGUAUUCAACAUGCACUACGCACCAAUAAAAUUGACGAAGCGAUCGCACUUUUUCGUGCAUCAAGAGAAGUUUGGCCGACGGAGAAAACCUUCGGUUACGAAGAUAUUGGAGCUGAGGAAGAAUUUAAUUUACUGCGAGAAAUUUUCAUGACAACGAAAAUGGAGAGUCUUCUACCGAAAAAUGCGGAUGAGGACGAUGAAAACGACGAAGAUGAACAUGACAACGAAGAGGCAGGCGGUGAACACGAAGAGGAUGAUCAAGAAUGCAUGCAUACCGUCGAACGAGAAGAAGAAUUCGAUUUUAAAAAAUUCAUUAUGCGUUUUGCACAUUCAAGCAUCUUGUCAGCCUAUAUUGAUGUACUUCGGACAUAUAAAAGCAAUACUCCGUAUCUGAAUCACUGCCUGAUUCGUAUGCUCUAUCGUAUAACAAUCGAUUGUAACUAUCCUGGCAUACUUUUUCAAAUGUCGUUAUUUCGUAUUCUGCAAAAAUUUCAUCUCGAUCCAAUGGCCAAAUCGCAACAAUUUUCGGAAUUGUCACAAUUUGGUACAUGGCUGUUACGUAAAUUCUUUCAAGCUGCACAAAAGAAUCCCUAUAUCUAUGCUGAAUUACUUUUCUGGAAAGAUCGAAGUAUUGUUGAAGAAAUGCUCGAAGGAUAUCGACAGCCAACUCGUGAAGAUGGUGGCGAAACUAAAACAAAAGCAGCUGCAUGGUCGGUAGAACAUCAAAUUGAAUUACGAGAUCUGUUUCGAAAGAUUAAGGACGAACAGACCGAAAACCUGGGUCGUGACAAAACUGAUAUUGUUGAUCAAAUUAUGUUGGAAUUAACAGAUAAAACCAAAUCCCGACGGCAAAUUAUCAAAGAAUUGAAAAAUCAAGAUUUGAUUAAAUCGACAAGAGAAUUAAAAUUGAAAAAAGCGCCGAGCCGUCGAUCGAAGAAAAAAGAUUUUCUCAACGAUUCAAACCAUUUUGGAUCUGAUUCCGAUGCUCCCAAUAUUGAUGAGGAUCACAACGAUGAAGAGGAGGAGGAGGAGAAGGACGAUCGUUCGAUUAGUAGUAAAUCAAGUGUAUCGGCACAGCAUGAUGAAAAAUCCAAUGAUUCAAAUGCGAAAUCAGCGAAACCUCGUGCUGAAGACUCUCCUAAACUCAUAGAAAAACAAGGUGAACCAGACGAUGACGGAGACGGAGAAGAAUCGUUACCAGUAUUAACAAAACAAAGUCGUAAAUAUGAUUCUUCUACAAUGUUUAACGACGACGAUGACGAUGACAACGAUGAUGAAAUAUUGUCAUCACGGCCAAUCAAGAAGGCACGUCGUCAAUUAGCAUCAUCAAGUGAAGACGACGAUUAA
Messenger RNA from Adineta ricciae, 3171 nucleotides. The record is from the annotation of a GenBank genome assembly. Lineage: Eukaryota; Metazoa; Rotifera; Eurotatoria; Adinetida; Adinetidae.